Molecule: messenger RNA, 1745 nt
Organism: Raphanus sativus (radish)
Lineage: Eukaryota; Viridiplantae; Streptophyta; Magnoliopsida; Brassicales; Brassicaceae
Product: NAC domain containing protein 52
Exons: 4
Coding region: 235-1542 (435 amino acids)
Biological process (GO): regulation of DNA-templated transcription
Molecular function (GO): DNA binding
Source: RefSeq, a predicted model, not a curated record
AAUGGGAAAAUGAGAAAUCUGGAAUUGAAUGAAAAAUCAAAAUCGGAAUCCGAAAUCCGAAAUAGCCGUCGAAAAGAGACAAAUUUCUUGCAAUUGAAGUUACCUUUUACGCUCUUUUAAAUCAAAAAUCCCAAUAAUGUUUCAACUUGUCUCCCUGUUCAGGUUUUGGGGGAAACAGAGAUUUUAGAAGAAACAAACCCUAGUAAACAAACAAAAGUACGGUCUUUUCCUUCAAUGGGUCGCGAAUCAGUUACUGCCGUGUCUUCUCCGCCGACGGCGACGGCCACUGCUACUGCGGUGGCGACGGCGCUUGCUCCUGGGUUUCGAUUUCAUCCGACCGACGAUGAGCUAGUGAGUUACUACUUGAAGCGGAAGGUCCUGGGUAAGCCCGUACGGUUCGAUGCGAUUGGGGAUGUGGAUAUCUACAAGCAUGAGCCUUGGGAUUUAGCAGCGUUCUCUUGGCUGAAGACAAGGGACCAGGAAUGGUACUUCUAUUGCGCGUUAGAUAAGAAGUACGGCAACGGUGCUAGGAUGAACCGAGCCACCAACUUAGGCUACUGGAAAGCCACCGGAAAAGACAGAGAAAUCCGCAGUGACGUUCAGUUGCUCGGUAUGAAAAAGACACUCGUUUUCCACAGCGGGCGUGCCCCAGAUGGGCUCCGGACCAAUUGGGUCAUGCACGAGUAUCGCCUUGUGGACUGUGAAACUGAAAACAAUGGAAACUCGGUGCAAGAUGCAUAUGUGCUGUGCAGAAUCUUCCACAAGAAUAACAUUGGGCCUCCAAGUGGGAACAGAUAUGCGCCGUUCAUGGAAGAGGAAUGGGCCGGUGAUGGAGUAGCUCUGAUUCCAGGAGUAAACGUUAGUGUCAAGGCAGAGCCGGUACCAGUAGCCAAUGGAAACAACCACAUGGACCAGGAAAUCCAGUCAGCAAGCAAGGACCUCAUUAACAUCAACGAGCCACCAAGAGAGCCUGCGCCAAUGGAUAUCGAACUUAACCAUCAUGAGAAUGCCGUCAAGCCGCAGGAGAAUAACAACAACAGUAACCAUUGUGAUGAAGGUGAGCGUCCUCCUGCUGUAUGCGUUCUCAACAAAGAAGCUCCGUUACCUCUCGUCCAAUACAAACGCAGACGCCAAAACGAGUCUAGCGACAACAACGACUCAAGCAGGACCCGAGAGGAUUACUGCUCGUCCACAACAACAACCGUCGACAACACACCAACCUUAAUCUCAUCGUCUCCUGCUGCUGCUGCUGCUACCAACAGCGCCAUCUCUGCAUUGCUCGAGUUCUCCCUCAUGGGUAUCUCCAAGAAGAAAGAAAACGCGCAGCAGACAGUACGUCCUCACAAGGAAGCUACAACGCUUAAGGAGAAGCUCAAUGAUCUCCAGAAGGAGAUUGAGAAGAUGUCUGAUGAGAGAAAAACUUUCAAGCUUGAGAUGAUGGGUGCAGAGGCUAUGAUCAGUAUUCUCCAAUCGAGGAUCGAUGCACUGCGCCAGGAGAACGAUGAGCUGAAGAAGAACAGCAGCACCAAAGAAGUGCUCUAAUAACCAUCGCUCUAGGUUUCUUCUUCUUUGCGUUUUUAGCUUGUUUUAAUCUCCCCUAAUAUUAGUAGGAGUUAUCUUAUGUAAUAGCUUCUUCAGAUGGAUUGAGAACUUUGCUAGGUCUCUUUAUGAUGUUUCUACAUUGUCAUAUAUUAUCAUCUAGUCUUUUGAGUCAAGAACUCUUUUAAUCUACAAGCUUCCGGCUA